Molecule: messenger RNA, 5118 nt
Organism: Macadamia integrifolia
Lineage: Eukaryota; Viridiplantae; Streptophyta; Magnoliopsida; Proteales; Proteaceae
Product: bromodomain and WD repeat-containing protein 3-like
Exons: 20
Coding region: 59-4804 (1581 amino acids)
Biological process (GO): cytoskeleton organization; regulation of transcription by RNA polymerase II; regulation of cell shape
Cellular component (GO): nucleus
Molecular function (GO): protein binding
Source: RefSeq, a predicted model, not a curated record
AAGUGACUCAAUUUGAUGUAUCAGAUAGGGUCAUCGCGUAUCUGGGAAUGGAUCUCGGAUGUUUUCUGUCGCUUUUUGCAAGUGUAUGGCUUUUGCACUAAACAUGGCUCUACAUAAGUAUGUCCCAGCUGGUGAUGCACCUUCUCUUAGUAUGGCACCUUUGAAUUUUUCAAAUAGUGUGCAUGAGAAGGCUCAAUGUGCAGAGGCAGAACCAGCCGCAUGUCCUUCUGUAGAUGCUGAUGUAGAUAUUGACCUCAGAGAAGUUUACUUUCUGAUUAUGCAUUUUCUAUCGGCUGGGCCAUGUCAUAGAACUUACGGACAGUUUUGGAAUGAGCUCCUGGAACAUCAACUUCUACCUAGAAGAUAUCAUGCUUGGUAUUCAAGAAGAGGUGCACGUAGUGGGGAUGAAAAUGAUGAUGGGCAGUCCUUCCCCUUGAGUUACAAUAAAUUGGUAGAAAGGUAUCCUCAUGUUGAAAAGGAUCAUUUGGUAAAGCUUCUAAAGCAACUGAUACUGAAUACAGCCCCUCCAUUGCAUGGUAUGGCUGGAGGAAACAUACCAAACGCAGCUGAUGUUCCAACACUCUUAGGAUCUGGUUCCUUCUCACUACUGGAAUCUGAUAGGAACAAAGAUAAGCAAAUCAACCGCCUGCCUAUCUACUUGCGUUGGCCUCACAUGCAGGCCGAUCAGGUGCGUGGUCUAAGUCUGAGGGAAAUUGGAGGUGGUUUCACAAAACACCAUCGUGCUCCAUCCAUUCGUGCAGCAUGUUAUGCCAUUGCUAAACCAUCAACUAUGGUGCAAAAGAUGCAAAAUAUAAAGAAGCUAAGGGGACACCGGGAUGCGGUCUAUUGUGCCACAUUCGAUCGCACUGGGAGAUAUGUGAUUACAGGUUCAGAUGAUCGCCUUGUAAAAAUUUGGUCAAUGGAAACUGCAUUUUGUUUGGCCAGUUGCCGUGGGCAUGAAGGGGACAUAACUGACUUGGCUGUCAGUUCAAACAAUGCUUUGGUGGCAUCCUCAUCAAAUGACUUUGUCAUUCGAGUUUGGCGUUUGCCAGAUGGGCUUCCAAUUUCGGUUUUGCGGGGGCAUACUGGAGCUGUUACCGCCAUUGCAUUCAGUCCUAGGCCUAGCUCCGUUUACCAGCUUUUAUCGUCAUCAGAUGAUGGUACAUGUCGGAUAUGGGAUGCCAGAAACUCUAACUUCAGCCCACGAGUUUACGUUCCAAGGCCUAAGGAAGCCACAACUGGUAGUUUUUGUUAUACAUUUGCUGUUUAUGGAAAAGUUGGACGCUGGACACGGGCAUAUCACCUGAAGGUUCCACCCCCACCAAUGCCUCCUCAGCCUCCUCGUGGAGGCCCACGUCAGAGAUUCCUUCCAACUCCUCGUGGUGUUAAUAUGAUUGUCUGGAGCCUGGAUAACCGUUUUGUGCUUGCUGCCAUCAUGGAUUGCAGAAUAUGUGUUUGGAAUGCUGCUGAUGGUAGCCUGGUUCAUUCUUUGACUGGUCAUACUGAAUCCACUUAUGUUUUGGAUGUUCAUCCUUUCAACCCUCGGAUGGCUAUGAGUGCUGGUUAUGAUGGGAAAACCAUAGUGUGGGAUAUAUGGGAGGGGACACCCAUACGCAUAUAUGAAACUGGACGCUUCAAGUUGGUAGAUGGGAAAUUUUCUCCGGAUGGGACGUCCAUCGUACUUUCAGAUGAUGUUGGGCAAAUUUACAUAUUAAACACAGGCCAAGGGGAGUCACAAAAGGAUGCCAAAUAUGAUCAGUUCUUCCUUGGGGAUUAUCGUCCCCUUAUCCAAGACACCCAUGGGAAUUCUCUUGAUCAGGAGACUCAACUUGCUCCUUAUCGGAGGAAUAUGCAGGAUCUCCUCUGCGAUUCAAGCAUGAUUCCUUAUCCAGAACCUUAUCAGAAUAUGUACCAGCAACGGCGACUAGGUGCUUUUGGUUUGGAGUGGCGUCCUCCUUCUGUAAAAUAUGCUGUUGGAGCAGAUAUCAGCCUUGGACUCCAAAAUUACCAAAUGCUGCCAUUGGCAGACUUGGAUAGAAUGAUUGAUCCAUUACCAGAGUUCUUAGAUGCCAUGGAUUGGGAGCCAGAAAAUGAAGUCCAAAGUGAUGAUACUGAUUCGGAAUACAAUGUUGCUGAGGAGUAUUCAAGUGAAGGGGAGCAGGGAAGCUUUGGUGCCAGCUCUUCGACUGAUCCAGAGUGCAGCGGAGAAGACAGUGAGGUUGAACUCAGCCACAAAGACAGCCUUCGCAGAUCAAAAAGAAAAAAACACAUAGAAGUUGAAUUUAUGACUUCUUCUGGGAGGCGUGUCAAGAGGAGGAAUUUGGAUGAGCGAGAUGGCACUCUAUCUAGGACUAACAGGGCUAAGAAAUCAAGAAAUGGCCAGAAAGCUUCAAGGGGGAAGUCCUCUACUUCAAAAUCAUCACGUCCUCGUAGAGUUGCUGCACGGAAUGCUCUUAAUUUGUUUUCUCGAAUCACUGGAGCUUCAACUGAUGGCUCAGACGAAGAUGGCUCAGACGAUGAUUCAUCUGAAAGUAAAUCAAUGAACAGCCAGAGCUAUGAAUCUGAUAGAUCCACGCAGAAUGGGAAGUAUAAACAUCCUAGAGAGCAAGAACCAUUUUUUAAUGAGACUGAAGAUGUGUUCAAACCUCGUGAAGUUCCUGAAUCUGUUAAGCAUACAGGAAACGGGAAGAGGUUAGUCCUGAAAAUAUCGAAGAAGCCUCCAGCAGAUGCAAGAUCUGAUAUUGAAAAACUGGUUGGUUUAGUGGGUUCAUCAUCCAAAUGUCCUCCGGAAACUAUUAAAGCAUAUUUAGGCUCUGAAGAUCCAAGUUCAUCUGGCCAUGCAAUUGACACUGUGCUUGGAAGUAAAUUCAGAGCAAGAACAGUUUCUGAAAGGUCUGAGGACCAUUUGGACUUGCCUGCAGGGUACAUAGAUGACAAAAUUAAAUGGGGCGAGGUCAAGGCACGCACAUCCAAGCGUUUGAGAUUAGGCAUGCCAACUGAUGCCCCUGGAUCUAUUGUGAGUCAUGAUGGCCAAUAUGAGCUUCGUGAAUACAGAGAUUAUGGUGACAGGGUAAUAGAAGAUAAAAUUGAAUCUUUGGACUUGUGCUUUAAGAAUGGAACCAAUCACCCUGAGGAAGCAAAAGAGAAAAAUCCUGCACCCAGUUCUACCAAGUUAAGGAUAAGAACGAAAAGUUUGAGUGUGAGGGAACCUGAAAGUCCUUACAAGCAAUAUCCUGCUACGGGGGAUGAGGAUUGGAGAAGUUCUGCAUGUGAUUUCAUGUCCAAAAGUCCUUCACCCAAGGAACUGAACCUAAUUUCAGGAGUGCCUGGUGAGAAUGAAGGUGCUAAUGGACUCAAUCUUGAGGACUUGGAUGGGUUAGGGAAAUCAGAGGUUUUAAUUGACAAAGGCUUUCAGUCACCUGUUUUACAAGAUUCGAAGGGGUUGCAUACAGAUUCAAACAAUAAGAUGUGUCAUGUCGUUUAUAAAAGAUCGAAGUCAUAUAAGGCUAGACCUGAUUCAGUAGGUGAUGGUGGUGGUAUGGGAGAAAGUUCUACUAACGCAAGCAACCAUUUUCUUGACCGAAGGAUGGACUUCACAGCAGAUGCAUCUGAUGGGGCCCGUAGAACAAGAUCCAUGGGAAUGGAUGCAACUGUUUGGGAAACUAAUACUCUGAACCAUAAUGUCAAAGCGAGGGAAGGUUUUGGGUCAGCAGAAACAUCAAAAAGUGCAGACAAGUUUGCCAGAAACAAGCAUGAGCAUCUCCUAUGUGAUGAGUGGAGAUCACAUUCAAAAAUACCAGUUGGUUCAAGGUCUGUUAGGAACAGGAGAGGCAACCAUUAUGAUAGUGACAUAAAUCCUCUAAGUAAGAGGAAGUCAAAUCAUUCAGUGGGGAAGCUUUCUUGGUUAAUGUUAACAGCGCAUGAAGAGUUCUACCGAUACAUUCCUCAGUUGGCGGAUGAAGUCAUAUACUUGAGACAGGGCUAUCAAGAAUUUAUUGGAACUUAUCGUUCAUUAGAAGCAGGUCUGUGGGAAUCAAUCAAGGAAAAUUUGAGAGCAGUGGAACUUUGUAAAGUUAAUGAACUUGAUUACUCCACUCUUCCGGGAUCUGGAGAGAGCUGCUGUAAAAUCACACUCAAAUUCAUAGAUUCAACUUCGAGUGUUUUCGGUAGAACAUUCAAGUUGACGCUGCCUGAAUUGAGUGUCCCAGACUUUAUUGUUGAAAGAACACGGUAUGAUGCAGCGAUCAAGAGAAACUGGACACAUAGGGAUAAAUGUCAGGUAUAUUGGAGAGAGGAGAAUGGAGAAGGUGGGAAUUGGUGGGAAGGUCGGGUUCUGGCUGUAAAACCCAAGUCUCCAGAGUUUCCAGACAGUCCAUGGGAAAGAUUUGUUGUUUCAUACAAGAGUGAUCCUACCAAACCGAGUCUACAUUGCCCUUGGGAACUGCACGAUCCUGAUAUUCAAUGGGAACACCCACAUAUUGAUGAUGAGGCCAGAGAAAAACUGUUUACUUCUUUCACAAAGUUAGAGAAAUUAGCUAGUGAGAAAAAGGACUAUUAUGGGAUUCAAAAAUUGAAACAGGUUGGACAGAAGUCAGAUUAUUUAAACAGGUUUCCAGUUCCACUGUCCCUGGAAAUGGUCCAGGAAAGGUUGGAGAACAAUUAUUAUCGUAGCUUGGAUGCCGUGAGGCAUGAUAUUUCAGUAAUGCUGUCCAAUGCCGAAUCCUACUUUGGGAAAAAUAUAGAACUUUUGACUAAGGUGAGGCGGCUAAAAGACUGGUUCCUACGGAAGCUGCCAUUGUUUUAGGUUUUCUCAAGACAGUUUUGUAGAAGAUUCAAAAAAUCUUGGAGGAGGUUUGAAUGAGCCCUCUGUGGAUUUAUUUGUAAAUAUCUCUUUUUUGUUGUUAUUUAUUGAAGGUCUUUUUUCCCAUUGAUCCAAUUAUGGGGAUUUGGUUUUCCUUUGAAAGAUUGUUAGGGGGAAAGGGGGAGAUCUUUGGAGUAAAGAGGAAGUUGUGGAAAACCAACCCACCAGUCAUUUUUUCAUGUAUAGAGACAGACACCACUUCCAUCAUCGAUUAUGCAAUAAGAAGAGAAAGAAGGGAAAAAAGGUUCCAAGAUGUA